This is a messenger RNA of Haliotis rubra (blacklip abalone), 1221 nucleotides long. RefSeq names its product thioredoxin domain-containing protein 9-like. Gene Ontology annotation, cellular component: cytoplasm. The record is from RefSeq and is a predicted model, not a curated record. Gene Ontology annotation, biological process: microtubule cytoskeleton organization. NCBI's taxonomy places the organism in Eukaryota, Metazoa, Mollusca, Gastropoda, Lepetellida, Haliotidae.
CUUUUACCACCCUCUUUACGGCUGCACUACAUACCGGAAGUCGAGAGUGACGAGCAUUAGAAGUGUGAUUCUAAAGUAAAAUAGUUCAAGUUGUUAUUAUUCGAAGAGACGUGUGUAAGUUAUAAGCUGCAGCCAUGGCUAACAUGCUUGAGAAUCAGCUGCUUCAAGCAACCAAGGUCAUUGAAGGCCAGGUGGAUGCUGAGAUAGAAAAACUGGAAAAGAUGGACGAUGAUGAUUUUGAGGCUUUGAAGAGACGAAGAAUGGAAGCCAUGAGAAAAGGAGCCCAGCAGAAACAGGAAUGGCUGGCACAGGGUCAUGGUGAAUAUUCCGAAGUUGCAAAUGAAAAGGUUUUUGACGAGUGCAAAAAAAGCAAGAAAGUUGUAUGCCAUUUUUACAGGGAUAGCACAUUUCGCUGCAAGAUUGUGGACAAACAUUUACAAAUAAUAGCAAAGAAUCAUUUGGAAACCAAAUUCAUCAAAAUAAAUGCUGAAAAAUGUCAGUUCCUUGUGGAGCGUCUUCGUAUAAAAGUACUACCCACUUUGUGCAUUGCCAAGGAUGGCAAAACUGUGGACUACAUUGUUGGGUUUGCGGAUCUGGGUAAUAAAGAUGACUUCCCAACGGAGAUGUUGGAGUGGAGGCUGGGAUGUGCCGACAUCCUCAACUACCAGGGCGACCUAAUGAACCCACCAACUCAAGAUGGCAGCAGCAAGAAGAACAUCCUGCAUCAAAGCAAGGCAAAGAAGACCAUCCGUGGUGGGAACGAUGACAGCAGUGAUGAAGACUGGUGAAUGUUGUCAUAGUAACAGUCUGCCAUACAGACUUUGAAAAUGGUGCAGAACUUUGGAGACUCUGUGUUUUCUCAUUAUGCAGGGCUGAAAUGAAGCAUUUGUAACAUCAUAAUGGCAGGUUGGACAUUACAUAAGCGUCAUUACAUUCAUUAUUUGUAGUGAUGACGAGGCUAUGUUCAUGAAAGAUGUAAUCUGCUGCAUGACGAAUUAUUGUAUCUUAUCUUGGCUUUCAUCUUGGUAAGGUCAUCGGAUUUGGAACCAAACCAGUCAUUAAAUUUAUUUAUUCAUUGUAAUUAGUGUAAUCAAUUUUUCAGAAAGAAAGCUUUGCACAUCCACAAUGCUAUAUUUUGUUGGCUUUAUUGUUUAUUUCUAUGUUCUUACUCAAAUACAACAUGUAAAAUAUGAAAAUUAAAAAAACCCAUUACUACCUUAA